AUGUGCACCUUGAGCUGGGGUUUCAAAGCUCUCUUUGUAAUGAUAUCAUGCAGAUUAAUAAAAGUUCCCCCAGCUGAAGGAAAAGGUGAAAUUCUUCCGCCUACCAUACAGAAAAUAAUGAAAGGAUAUAACAAGUAUCUGCGCCCAUUUUUUGACAAUGGCCCUGUCUCAGUGGGAAUGAGUAUGGAUAUAGCAAGCAUCGAUACAAUAUCAGAAAUAAACAUGGAUUACACAGCUACUAUAUUCCUAAGACAGCGGUGGACUGAUGAACGUCUUUGUUUUGAGGGUAACAAGAGCUUAAGCUUAGACGGUCGCCUUGUGGAAAUGCUUUGGGUACCAGACACCUUUAUAGUGGAUUCAAAGAAGUCUUUUCUUCAUGAUAUUACUGUUGAAAACCGUCUAAUCAGAAUAUAUCCCAAUGGAACAGUCCUUUAUGCCAUACGGAUAACCACAACAGUUGCGUGUAAUAUGGAUUUGACUAAAUACCCUAUGGACAAACAGACGUGCACCUUGCAACUGGAAAGCUGGGGUUAUAACACUAACGAUGUGAUGUUCUACUGGACAAGAGGAAAUGAUUCUGUUAAAGGUUUGGACACAAUUCGAUUGGCACAGUAUACAGUAGAAGAUCACUAUACCUCUGUAUCGGAAGCUGUCUAUGAAACAGGGCACUAUCCAAAAUUAGUCUUCCAUUUUGAACUCAAGAGGAACAUUCUGUAUUUCAUCCUUGAGACUUACGUGCCAUCCAGCUUACUGGUUGUCCUCUCCUGGGUGUCAUUCUGGAUAAGCCAAUCAUCAGUUCCAGCCAGAAUCUGCAUAGGUGUUACAACGGUACUCACUAUGACAACCCUUAUGAUGGGAGCUCGGACAUCCCUUCCGAAUGCUAACUGCUUCAUCAAGGCAAUUGAUGUGUAUUUGGGCAUUUGUUUUACCUUCAUCUUUGGGGCAUUACUGGAGUAUGCUGUGGCUCACUUCUGUACCUUUAAUCGAUCUGGUGUGAAGAAACUCACCAAGGAAGAGGAUGAAGAAGCUGAGGAGGAGAUCAAUGGAGUCCUGUCAGCAAUAGCCAACAGUUGCAAGGCUGAUAAGAUUAGCAAGGCUGAUCCAGACAAGUCGGCCAAAAGACCCCUUGGCAGAAAAGAGGAGAAAACUCAACACAGAAGACGUCGUUCCCCAACAAUGAUGAAAGGACUUCUCUUUAUAUUUAACUGUUUCCAUGUUAAAAACCCCUAUCACAUAGACAAUUAUGCCCGGAUUUCUUUUCCAUUAUUGUUUAUCAUCAUAAAUGUUUUUUAUUGGGUAUAUUAUUUGUGUUUCUAA
Messenger RNA from Gekko japonicus, 1317 nucleotides. RefSeq names its product gamma-aminobutyric acid receptor subunit pi-like. Gene Ontology annotation, molecular function: extracellular ligand-gated monoatomic ion channel activity; neurotransmitter receptor activity; GABA-A receptor activity. Gene Ontology annotation, cellular component: membrane; synapse; GABA-A receptor complex. Gene Ontology annotation, biological process: signal transduction; chemical synaptic transmission; regulation of membrane potential. NCBI's taxonomy places the organism in Eukaryota, Metazoa, Chordata, Lepidosauria, Squamata, Gekkonidae. The transcript is spliced from 9 exons. The record is from RefSeq and is a predicted model, not a curated record. Bases 1 to 1317 code for a protein of 438 amino acids.